AUGGUUGAUAGCUAUAACGUGGUAGUAGACAGGCUUAAUGCCUUUACGCCUGCCGACUUCGAAGGCUACGAGGUAGAAAGGCUGAAAUUGCUAUCAAGUGCGCGCAAGCUAGUUAAUCUUGGUAUCUGGCACCGGUGGACGGCGGUAGGUGGUGGUGAGAAGACUGUUGAAGAGCUAGCCAAGUUGGCUACGAAAGAUUGUGAUUUGAACCUGCUCCGCCGACUACUGCGACUUUUAGGGGCCACGUACGUUAUUGAGGAAACAGGGGAAGAUCGUUACAAACCAACUGACCUCUCACUUUCAAUCGGCGACGAAUCUACCACUACUGCCCAAUACAUUCUUUCUAUGGCCCAUCAUUGGAAUGCCUCUUUUAUGAAUUUGCCGUCAUUCCUAGCAAAGACGUCGUAUCGAGAACCUUUAGAUCCGAAGUAUAAUAACUACGAUAGCUUCAGUGGCUGUAUGAUGGAGUGGUCAAAGUAUAGGUUUUCGUGGCCUGAUUUCUACGAUACGACUUCGCUUGUCGCCGGCGCUGAUCUUGCUUCUGGCGCACCGCUAGUUGUUGAUAUAGGGGGCCACCACGGCUAUGAUACUCUUACAUUCCUGAAGAAACACCCAGAUGUGCCAGACGGUUCUCUAGUUAUCCAAGACCUCGAAGCUGUCCUCGCGGAUGCAAAUCUCGGCACAGACAAGGUUAAACUCAUGCCACAUAUCUUCUUCGAGCCUCAACCUAUUUAUGGAAGUCGCGCAUACUUCCUUCGCGAGGUCUUCCACGACUAUUGA
Messenger RNA from Daldinia vernicosa, 780 nucleotides. RefSeq lists its product as uncharacterized. The record is from RefSeq and is a predicted model, not a curated record. Bases 1 to 780 code for a protein of 259 amino acids. Gene Ontology annotation, molecular function: methyltransferase activity. NCBI's taxonomy places the organism in Eukaryota, Fungi, Ascomycota, Sordariomycetes, Xylariales, Hypoxylaceae. The transcript is spliced from 6 exons.